UCAAUCCUGUGAAUUGUGCCAGGAGAGGUUGGAUUAAUGUUGAAAUGGACACUAUAGCUUGUGAGGCAUGUGGAGCACGCCUUCUUUUUUCUACUCCUUCAUCGUGGUCGCUGCAGCAAGGAUUUAUUUAGUUGGACAAUCAGCUGGUGCACAUAUUGCAGCUUGUACCCUCUUAGAUCAAACCCUGAAAGAAAGUGGGGAAGGAGAAAAUGCAACUUGGAGUGUCUCCCAAAUAAAAGCAUAUUUUGGUAUAUCUGGCGGUUACAACCUUCUGAAGUUGGUUGAUCACUUCCACAGUCGUGGUCUCUACCGUUCCAUCUUUCUCAGCGUAAUGGAGGGGGAGGAAUCCUUGAGGCGCUAUUCCCCUGAAGUUGUGGUACAAGAUCCACAUGUUAGACAUGCUGCUUCUCUUCUGCCUCCUAUAAUCUUGUUCCAUGGAACGGCGAUUAUUCUAUACCUUGUGAUGCCAGAAGCUCUUACACUUAAUGCUGGUGUUGAAACUAAACUAGUCUUGUACAGGAAAACUCAUGCUGCAAUCUUUUUAUCAGGUAGAUGGCUGCUUUUUAGUGCUGUUGCUGUACUACAGUUGUCAAGCCUUUCAAUUUUCCUGUUAAUUAGAUGCAACCAUGGUAAUGAGAUCAAUUCUGUUUCACUUUUAGUGUUUUUGAAUUUGCCUUGUUGCCACAUAUGCACUGGUCUUCCAGGACUUGGUAGCAACAUUUUGGUAGAAUCAAAAUCAGUAAGAAAAGAAGUCUAUAAGCAUGAACUGAAAGUUGAUAUGUUUUGGCUUGAGGAUCCUCCUCUUAGAGGUGGCAAAGAUGAGCUGCUGGAAGAUAUAAUUUCUGUAAUUCAUGCUGGUGAUACAGUUGCUCUUGCUGAAGAUGCAGUGGCAUGCCCAACACGGCGCCUUAUCCCUGAAUUCAUGAUACAGUAA
Messenger RNA from Dioscorea cayenensis subsp. rotundata (Guinea yam), 934 nucleotides. Its product is annotated as probable isoprenylcysteine alpha-carbonyl methylesterase ICMEL2. The record is from RefSeq and is a predicted model, not a curated record. The transcript has 10 exons. The coding region runs from base 68 to 934 and encodes 288 amino acids. Lineage: Eukaryota; Viridiplantae; Streptophyta; Magnoliopsida; Dioscoreales; Dioscoreaceae.